This is a messenger RNA of Jaminaea rosea, 1191 nucleotides long. RefSeq names its product DNA glycosylase. The record is from RefSeq and is a predicted model, not a curated record. Gene Ontology annotation, molecular function: mismatch base pair DNA N-glycosylase activity. Lineage: Eukaryota; Fungi; Basidiomycota; Exobasidiomycetes; Microstromatales. The transcript has a single exon. The coding region runs from base 1 to 1191 and encodes 396 amino acids. Gene Ontology annotation, biological process: base-excision repair, AP site formation.
AUGGUCAUGACCAAAAAGGAGCAGUCGGCCUCGCCGCCACCACCUACAUCUCUGCCUUCCAGCUUUGCUGAAGCAUAUACUUUUGCAGGCAACUCGAAUGGGCGGCAGCGGCAGAGCAACCGCCUGGCAGACCGUAAAGCCUUUGAGGUUUUCGUUCCGAGACUCAAGUCAUCGCCCUCGUCCUCGUCGCCAUCGUCAGCCGUAAAGAGGGACAAGCCUUCGUCACCCACGCCCACUCCCUCACCUCCCAAGAAGAAGAAGAAGAAGCGUCGCCGCCUGUACGACGACCCUUCAUCAACCUCAUAUCCAGCCGCAGAAUACCCACCAGUCCCAGACCACCUUUACCCUGCCGACCCAAAUCGCCGCCUCGACCUCCUUGUAUGCGGGCUCAAUCCUGGUCUGCAGUCCUCUCAGCAUGGCGCUCAUUUCAGGCAUCCCUCCAACCAUUUCUAUCGCACCCUUCUCGCUGGUGGGCUCACUCCGACGCGUGUCGACCCGACUGAAUGCGCAGACAUGCUCGAUCAGCCUCACCCUUGGCCAUCGAUUGGGCUGACGAACAUAUGCAUUAGGCCGACAGCGGAGGGUGGAGAGCUCGGGAAGGAAGACUAUAUGAGGGGGACCCCGAUACUCGAGGAGAAAGUGAGGAGGCAUGCUAAGCCGAGGCUGAUGGUGUUCACUGGCAAGGGCAUUGGAGAGUGGUGGGGCAAAUGCUGCAGGCAACUGGGAGGGCUGCCAGCGGCGGAGAAGAAGAGGAGCAAAGAGACUAAACCGCAUGGCCGAUGCGACGCUACUAUAUCCAUCAAGGAAGAGCAAGGGCAAGACAGCAGCAAACGCGAGCUUUUAGACCCCCACCGCAUCACCCUCGCCACCCCAUCCCACAUUCCAUGGGCAGCAGAUGAGCCUUCCGGACUCGGUCUCCUGGACUCCGUUGUUGAACUUGAGGACAUACAGGACGGCACUCCCAUCUCUGCCCGGUACUGCUUCCUCUUUGUCACCACGUCACCCUCAGGCAGAGUCACGACGAUGCAUCUCCCAGAGAAGGGUGAGUGGAUGGGCAAGUGCAAGGACACCCUCGACUGGUUGCGCAAUGAGGACAAUGACGCAGACGGAAAAGUCCAACAAAAUCGCCGUUCGGUUACCUCCCGAACAUUCACGGUCGUCGACGGGGCUCGCCUUUCAGCACCAUCAUGA